Telopea speciosissima is the source of this 1089-nucleotide messenger RNA. RefSeq names its product beta-amylase 3, chloroplastic-like. NCBI's taxonomy places the organism in Eukaryota, Viridiplantae, Streptophyta, Magnoliopsida, Proteales, Proteaceae. Bases 1 to 1089 code for a protein of 362 amino acids. Gene Ontology annotation, biological process: polysaccharide catabolic process. The transcript is spliced from 3 exons. The record is from RefSeq and is a predicted model, not a curated record. Gene Ontology annotation, molecular function: beta-amylase activity.
AUGGACAAGAAUCCAGACUUGGUAUAUAGUGACAGGUUUGGAAUAAAGAGCAGAGAAUACAUAUCCUUGGGCUGCGAUAUCCUUCCUGUUCUCAAAGGCCGAUCACCUGUUCAAAUUUACUCAGAUUUUAUGAGGAACUUCAGAGAUACAUUUAGAGAGUUCCUUGGGAGUAUUAUAACAGACAUUCAAGUUGGCAUGGGUCCUGCAGGUGAACUUAGAUAUGCUUCAAGCCCUUCUCAAAGGCUUAAAUGGCAUUGGCGGUUUUAUGAAAUUGGAGAGUUCCAGAUCUAUGAUAGGUACAUGCUUGCAUCUUUGAGGGCUAGUGCACAAGAUGCUGGAAAACCAGACUGGGGAAUUAGAGGCCCUGCAGGUCCUGCACGCUUGAGACAGCGUCCCGAAGAGCUAGAGUUCUUUAAGAGUACCGGAAUUUGGCGCACCAUCUACGGUCAUUUUUUUCUUGAAUGGUACUCUGGGAUGUUGCUUCUGCAUGGAGAGAGGUUAUGCAUGGCAGCAAAAACCAUCUUUCAUGGUACAGGGGUGAAUAUAGCUGCCAAAGUGGGAGGGAUAUUCUGGCACUAUCAUACAAUAUCGCAUCCAUCUGAAUUGACUGCAGGUUAUUACAAUACCUCAGGCAGAGAUGGAUACCUCCCCAUCAUCCAGAUGUUCGGCAGGCAUGGGAUUACCUUGUGCUGUGAAUGCUUUGAAUUGGUUGAUCAAGCUGAGAAGAAGUUACACCCGACUAGCAGUCCAGAAGGGCUUGUUAAGCGACUGGUGUUGGCUGCCAAGGCAUGUGAUGUACCCCUAGUGGGUGAAACUACUGACUCUAGGAUUGAUAAUACAUCACAGAAAAAUGUGCUAGAGAUGUUCAUGUUAUACUCAGAUGGUCUCACUGAUCCAUCCAUUUCGUUGAACUUCGGGAAAAUGAACGCAAAGUUGUACAAGCAUGAUAACUGGACCCGCUUUUGCAGUUUAGUUGAGCAGAUGUCCAGAGUCAAUGAUUUUCAAUCCAAACUAAACUAUACCACCGGGGAUGGUCCGCGAUCUGUUUCUUCUGUAUUAGCAACUGAGGCUUUUGCAUACUCUUCUUAG